UCCGCCAUUUUGUACGUAGCUAGCGGCAAUUGAGGGUUCGCUUUCCCGGUUAUGUGUUGAUUGCGUGAAAAAACUGAAAACUUCUUCCGAUUCACUUUGCAAACUGACUUUUUGCUGAAUUGACAUUAUUUAGUGUAAUAUAUUUGCAGCUGUACCUAGUGCUUUCGUGAAUAGUGAGUGUCGAGUAAUUGGAGCGCGUGGCUGGUUGUUACUCUUUGUUGUUGGAUUCUGCGUAUAUACGAUUGUGAACGGCGCGACCGCCCGCGGACCGUAAUUGUGUCGCGUUGUGAUCGUGUACCUCGACGGCAGCCGUGUGUCAGUGUGUGCCAAGUGCAGUGUAAACUAGUGUAGUGACGGUGGGUGUGCGUCUGUGUGCGUGCGCGUGUGCGUGUGCGUGUGCGCGCGCGUCCCGAGCGGCGCCGGCGCCGGACAAGUCGAUGCCGGUGCGCCGAUGGAUCGGUGAUCUCGGUUCGAUUACGUCACAACAACGUUGGUAAAAUGAACGCGUCGAGAUCGUUACGAGCGAUUUGCCAACAACAACCCUAAUGACAUUGAAAUUGUGACGCGCUGCGAAGCGGAUAUUAAAGCGGCUCUGCCGCUUUAAAUGGACAAACGCAAGAUGCUGCCAAAGAGAGCUCGCAUGGAUAGCAUUCGGGGACCCAUUGCAAAUGGACCCCUACAAUCGAGGCCGCUGGUGGCCCUGCUGGACGGGCGCGACUGCACCGUCGAGAUGCCGAUACUGAAGGACGUCGCGACGGUCGCGUUCUGCGACGCGCAGUCCACGUCCGAGAUACACGAGAAGGUGCUGAACGAGGCGGUCGGCGCGCUCAUGUGGCACACGAUCAUACUCACCAAGGAGGACCUCGAGAAGUUCAAGGCGCUGCGGAUCAUCGUGCGCAUCGGCUCCGGCGUCGACAACAUUGACGUCAAGGCGGCCGGCGAGCUGGGCAUAGCGGUGUGCAACGUGCCCGGCUACGGCGUGGAGGAGGUGGCCGACACGACCAUGUGCCUCAUCCUCAACCUGUACCGGCGGACGUACUGGCUCGCCAACAUGGUGCGGGACGGCAAGAAGUUCACAGGUCCGGAGCAGGUGCGCGAGGCGGCGGCCGGGUGCGCGCGCAUCCGCGGCGACACGCUCGGCAUCGUGGGGCUCGGCCGCAUCGGCUCCGCCGUCGCGCUGCGGGCGAAGGCGUUCGGCUUCAACGUGAUCUUCUACGACCCCUACCUGCCGGACGGCAUCGAGAAGUCGCUCGGCCUCACCAGGGUGUACACGCUGCAGGACCUUUUAUUCCAGAGUGAUUGCGUCUCAUUACACUGCAGCUUAAACGAGCACAAUCACCACUUAAUCAAUGAGUUCACUAUUAAACAAAUGCGUCCAGGCGCGUUCCUGGUGAACACGGCGCGCGGCGGGCUGGUGGACGACGAGGCGCUGGCGGCGGCGCUGAAGCAGGGCCGCAUCCGCGCCGCCGCGCUCGACGUGCACGAGAACGAGCCCUUCAACGUGUUCCAGGGCCCGCUGAAGGACGCGCUGAACCUGCUGUGCACGCCGCACGCGGCCUUCUACUCGGACGCGUCGGCGCAGGAGCUGCGCGAGAUGGCCGCCUCCGAGAUCCGCCGCGCCAUCGUCGGCCGCAUCCCCGACUGCCUGCGCAACUGCGUCAACAAGGACUACUUCCUGGCGGGCAGCGGGUCGGGCGGCGGCGGCGCGCUGGGCGGCGGCGCGGCGGCGCCCUACAGCGAGAGCAUGAACGGCGGCUACUACGGCGGCACGCAGGCGGCGCACUCCACCACCGCCGUGCACGAGCCGCCCGCCAUCGCGCCGCAGCCCGCGCCGCAGCCCUCGCAGCCGCAGCCGCCCAUCUCGCUGCCGCCAAUCAACACAUCGGACCCGGCUAACCACCAGAUGAAGCAGGAGAGCUCGGACGUGCACUAGGGCGCAGUACGUUGCAGUACCGCACCGGACACAGACGAACAUACAAACAAACAAUAGUUUUAUUCACCCCCAAUACCCCCCUAAAUGUAAGGCGACCGGCAUACGGACAGUGGUGUGUGAAUGAAUUGUGCGGCAUCGGAUAGGUGAUUUUAGUUAAGGGAUGUUUUGGGGCCCCGGUUCCGCUUGGGGCCCUGCUAUGAAGAAAUGCUCCACGACGCGCCAUCGGCUACGCAAUGUUGGCUCAUACCAGUGCGAUUUGAGACGCGAAAGACUAUGUUUUAAUCAGAUUUUAAAUUCGAUAUGAGCAGUGUUUGAAUCAUUUCUGCAUAACAGGGCCAAGAGGCCCGAUAUGUGUGUGGGGCUCCGGUUGAAGUGUUUAAGAAUGUUUGGUGUAUCCGUUUGAAAUUUAAUAGUCGGUGUUAGGGGCCCCGGCGGCUGGACUCACGACGGCGGACACUUGGGGCCCCGCGAAGACGGUCGGUGUUUGUCUGGGACCCCGUUUAGCGAUUGAUAAGAUUGUUGUGACAAAAUGUUUGUAAACCUGUUAUGUAAAUUCCGGGGGCGCGAUAUAUAGUAAUAUAAUUUUGGGUCUUAAGUUAAUCCAAGUCUACAAGUGCGGGGGCUCCAAUGGCCUUGAGAUUAUGUAAGCGAACGAAUCAUAAUUUCUCGGAGCUUCUAUCGCCGUCUAUGUAUCGAGGGUUGGGCUUCGCGGUCGAUUGGGCGGUUAUUGUAAAGGGCGUUACACACUGUUGGCUUUGUUUCGUCGCCACGGCAAUGUGCGCUGUAUUUAAGCUUCCAGUAAGUGCAAAUUGUAUUGACGUCGGUUGUCCGAUACCAUUUUUAUUCUUAAAUAUAAUCCGUUUGUUCAGUAAAUGCGGUAAACGCACGCUUAUAUAAUAACUACGAAUUGUGUCUGUUGUUGUGCGAUUCAAAUGAAUACAACGGUGUGUGACGUCGAUAAAGCUUUAGGGGCCCCGCCGUGAGCGAGCACGGCGGCCCGGGGCCCCAGAUCGAGCUGUUCAAUAGUGCUGCGUAUGAUUAGUUUUCUUUUGAAAAUAAACUCAUCGCUCUCGUGUGAUUUGUGUUACGCAUUGCGCUGUUCGUACAAGUUGUCUAUGUGUUGACUGGCUGAUAUUGCUUAAAGUUUCUUUGUAGACGUAAAUAAUAGAGUGGACAAGUCAUUAAAUGACGUUUCUCUAGCGAUUUUUUUUUUUAACAAUCAGACAUUACUGAAGAAUUGGAAUACCAAUGACAAUGUAUGAUGAAGUUAUUGUAAUGUAAAGUCAUCAAGGCAUAAAUUAUGAUUUCGACCCUAUCUAUAUACUUGAACUAAAUACAUAUUAUUGAUAUACAAAUAAAUAUUAAUCGAGAGUUGUCACAAAAAAAGGAAUAAAUAAAUAUUGACUACUCUAUAGAGGUUUUUGUUAAUUGGGGAGUUUAUACGAUACAUGUAUCAUCAUCAGACUUGCACCAACAGCGCGAUGCGAGAAAAGUAUAAAGCCGCUUCGAUAAGCAUUUGAUAGCAUUUGUAUAAGCCCGGUCCAAACGCAUUCAUAUAUUAUUUUUAAGACAAACGACUGUAGGAAUAUCAUCACACUUUAUUAACGGAAAACUUAAAGAAGGAUGCUCUUGUGUUUUUUUUUUUUUUUUAUUUGAAAUGUACAAAAAUAUGCUUUUCAUUUUUGAUUCUUUAUUUUUUUCUUUUCUAAAUAGCGUUAAGUAAUUUGUACAUGAGCGAACACCAUUCGAUUGUAAGUUAGGCGCAAUAGCGGGCCAAAUCUCUGGUGGAUCCGAUCGAGACAUUGGUAUUUAAAAUUAGUAUUUACUUACAGUUUAGUUUAAUGACAAAAACAAUGUGUAUAUUUUAUGAGAAAGUGAAAAGUUCUUAAAUAAAACUAUUGUUUUCGGAUUAAUUA
Zerene cesonia (dogface butterfly) is the source of this 3849-nucleotide messenger RNA. RefSeq names its product C-terminal-binding protein (gene CtBP). The coding region runs from base 605 to 1933 and encodes 442 amino acids. NCBI's taxonomy places the organism in Eukaryota, Metazoa, Arthropoda, Insecta, Lepidoptera, Pieridae. The transcript has 13 exons. Gene Ontology annotation, molecular function: transcription corepressor activity; oxidoreductase activity, acting on the CH-OH group of donors, NAD or NADP as acceptor; NAD binding. The record is from RefSeq and is a predicted model, not a curated record.